AUGUUUGCGUUGAAUACUCCGGAUUUAAGGGGACAAAUUCUGCGGCAUCGAGCUCUUCACCCGGAUCGUUUCAAGAAGUGCAGGAAAGCUGAGGCUGGCCGUGCACGAAAAAUUAAGGAGUUGAGCCAACUUAACAAUGUCAUUCGUACGGCCGGUAAAGCCACUGUCGAUUCACGAACUCAGGUGUUGAAGCACAUGGUUGAAGCUCGUGAUCAGGAAUGCAAAAUUUUGGAUGAAAUAAAGCAGCAAGAAGUAGCUUCAGCUCAAAUGUGCUCUCUGGUUGACGAAAAACUAGCACAAUUUGUUGACAAAGAGUACUCAAUUAACGCAACUUGUGCUGAUCCGACAAUCGCACUCCUAGAUGACGACCCCCGAUUGAAGGAAUUCGCUAGACGUAUUCGUUCCAAGGCAAUGGGCUUAAUCCAGCGCGCUCAGAUUAUUGAAAACAAGCAAAGGCGCGAAAAACAGGCGAUGGAGAUCAAGGAACAAGAGAAGUGUUGGUUAGAGGAGUACACAGCCAAAAAUUGUGAGAUGGAACUAAAAGAACGUUUGACGGAGAUCAACAAGAAGAAGGACUUCAGAGAGGGCAUUAUAAAGCAGAUUGCCACACAUCCGUCCAAGGAUUGCACAAAUUUUGAAGCUGAGAAGAAACGCUGUGAGGAGGUUUUAGCAAAGGAGUUAGCUGAAAUUAAAGCGGAAAAAGAGGCUAUAUUUCAUCGGAAGGAGGCGCUAAAAAGGAGCACCCUGGAGGAGUUAUCGCGACGUAAGAAGGAGCUGUCGGAUCGUAAACAAGACGAACUUGAAUUCGAGAUGAAGAAGCUGUUAGAACAGGAGGCACUGAACGAUGCUAUUGACGCAGGUCGAGAUACAUGGUCUAAAAACGUGGAGGCCAAUCGCAGAAGGCAGGAGUUAGCGGCUUUAAAACUAGUGGAGAUGCAGCAUGCUGCCGAAAGUAGCCUCUCAAAACAGGCUGCCAAAGCUUCUAGUGAAAUAGAAAUAGGUCGUGCAAUCUUGGCUUCAGCUCAAGAAGCCGACGAGGUGUUCAACGAACCCAAGCAACGCGCCAAACAGCAACGUGACUAUUGCAACGAGCUUGAUCGUGUUCUUGAAUUAAAAAAGAUGGCAAUUAAGGAGGAAAAAGACCGUGAAAAGGAGUUAGAUCGGAUUUAUCUAGAGGCCUGCAAACAAGAGGAGACAAAAUUGAAAAAUGAAGAUGAAUUUCAACGAACUGUGGGUCUUGAAAUGGGCAAAUGUUUGAGGGAUCAAAUCGAGGCGAGGGAGGAUGAGACACGCAAAAGCCGAGAGAGGGAACGCGAAGCCGAGCGAAUGUUGGUGGCGCAGCAGCGCGAUUGGGACAGUCGUGUUGAGACUGCGAAGGAGAAACUGCUGGCUGAUUUCGCUGCAUGGAAGAAUAGUCUGACUCCAAUUCGGCAGUCGGGCACACCAACGGGAUCGGAGGUCCUCGGAUGUCAGCCUCAACCACCAGGACAUUGCACUUCCACGUGGAUGUCGGUACGUUGA
Messenger RNA from Echinococcus granulosus, 1521 nucleotides. RefSeq lists its product as hypothetical. The transcript has 10 exons. Lineage: Eukaryota; Metazoa; Platyhelminthes; Cestoda; Cyclophyllidea; Taeniidae. Bases 1 to 1521 code for a protein of 506 amino acids. The record is from RefSeq and is a predicted model, not a curated record.